AUGUCGACAGCACGCAUACUUCGUCCACUCGGGACAACACUCUCACAAAAGACCUCGACGGCACUCCGACAUAGAGUCUGCUCUUCAUGUCUUCAGUCAAGACGAACAUUCGCCACCACACGCCCGGUUGCGGCCUUGUCGUCCGCCCAGAAUGAACUACUGGGAGAGCACCUGGAGAAGGCCGACCCGCAGAUGUACGAGAUCGUCCAGCGGGAGAUCAGGCGGCAGCAGCAUUUCAUCAAUUUGAUUCCGUCAGAGAACUUUACCUCCCAAGCGGUGCUGGAUACUCUUGGCAGUGUAAUGCAGAAUAAGUAUUCCGAAGGAUACCCAGGAGCUCGCUAUUAUGGAGGCAACGAACACAUCGAUGAGGCCGAGAGGCUGUGCCAGAAGAGGGCGUUGGAGACUUUCAGGUUGAAUCCAGAUGAAUGGGGUGUCAACGUUCAGCCGCUAUCUGGGUCACCAGCAAAUCUCUAUGCGUACUCAGCUGUGCUCAACACACAUGACCGUAUCAUGGGGCUUGAUCUCCCGCACGGUGGUCAUUUGUCCCAUGGCUACCAGACUGCCACCAAGAAGAUCAGCAUGAUUUCGAAGUAUUUCGAGACCUUACCCUAUCGAUUGGACGAGAAGACAGGCUUGAUCGAUUAUGACAAGCUGAACGACCUGGCACAUUUGUACCGGCCAAAGCUGAUCAUUGCUGGAACUUCGGCAUACUCUCGUCUGAUCGAUUAUGAGCGAAUGCGGGAGAUCGCGAAUUCCGUGAAUGCUUAUCUACUGUCUGAUAUGGCACACAUUUCAGGUCUCGUUGCUGGCGAUGUCAUUCCCUCACCAUUCCCACACUCUGAUAUCGUCACGACCACAACUCACAAGUCAUUGCGCGGACCACGUGGCGCUAUGAUCUUCUUCCGCAAGGGUGUCCGAUCAACAACCAAAACUGGUGAGAAGGUCAUGUAUGAUUUGGAGAACCCAAUCAAUGCUUCUGUUUUCCCAGGCCAUCAAGGUGGCCCGCACAAUCAUACAAUCAGUGCGUUGGCGGUUGCUCUGGGCCAGGCACAAACCAAGGCUUUCAAGGAGUAUCAGCAGCUGGUCUUGCAGAACGCCAAGUCUCUGGCUAAUCGGCUCGGGAAUCCCACAAGUGCUGAUGGUUUGGGCUAUAACGUGGUCAGUGGUGGCACUGACAAUCAUCUUGUGCUUGUCGAUUUGAAGAGCAAGGGCGUCGAUGGUGCGAGGGUGGAGAGAGUGCUUGAGCUGUGUGGUCUGGCAGCUAACAAGAACACUGUCCCUGGCGACAAGUCGGCGUUGAAGCCUGGUGGCUUGCGGAUGGGCACUCCAGCAAUGACAACUCGUGGCUUUCAGCCAGCAGACUUCGCGAGGGUUGCUGAUAUUGUAGACCGAGCCGUCAGCAUAACCAUACGCGUUGACAAAAAGGCUAGGGAUGAUGCCGAGGCGAAGAAACGAAAAGCUCCCGGCAGUGUCAAGGCGUUCCUAGAAUACCUUGGCGAAGGCGAGUCAGAAACCGAGAUCAUGGAGCUAAGGAAGGAGGUGGAGGGUUGGGUUGGUACAUUCGAGCAACCGUGGAUUAAGGCGUAA
Messenger RNA from Cyphellophora attinorum, 1587 nucleotides. Its product is annotated as putative serine hydroxymethyltransferase, mitochondrial. Gene Ontology annotation, molecular function: cobalt ion binding; pyridoxal phosphate binding; zinc ion binding. Gene Ontology annotation, cellular component: cytoplasm. The record is from RefSeq and is a predicted model, not a curated record. Gene Ontology annotation, biological process: tetrahydrofolate interconversion; folic acid metabolic process; L-serine catabolic process. Bases 1 to 1587 code for a protein of 528 amino acids. The transcript is spliced from 2 exons. NCBI's taxonomy places the organism in Eukaryota, Fungi, Ascomycota, Eurotiomycetes, Chaetothyriales, Cyphellophoraceae.